Leguminivora glycinivorella is the source of this 1416-nucleotide messenger RNA. RefSeq lists its product as uncharacterized. The coding region runs from base 138 to 1031 and encodes 297 amino acids. The transcript is spliced from 5 exons. NCBI's taxonomy places the organism in Eukaryota, Metazoa, Arthropoda, Insecta, Lepidoptera, Tortricidae. The record is from RefSeq and is a predicted model, not a curated record.
UUUUUUUAUAGUCACGUUCAUUUAAAGUUCAAAGUAAAGCAAUAGGUAGUAAAGUAAAAUGGUGUUUACGUGAAAGAAUAUUAGUAUAAACAAUUACCUGUUUCAAUAUCUCGUUUAUUUAUAUGACACAUUGAAUUAUGUCUAUGUUACAAUCAAAUGUUGAGCCUUCAUGGCAGUGGGGAACCAACGCCGAAUACAUCAAUGAUCCCCUAGCAGUGAUUUAUCACGAGGGCCAGUGGACUUUGAGUAAAGUUUCUCCUUUAAACAACUUACAAUACAACAGAGUGAAGCUCAAGCAAUAUGCGUCUAAAAUUCGACUAGCGCUGGUCAGUAGCGUGUCUGCGAAGUCUUCUGUCAACUAUGCGGUGCAGUUUGAUCAGCAAUCUCUAUUAAAGUACUGUGAAGAUGAUGCUGACGCUUUAAAGAUAAAUAUAGAAACAACAACGAACAGUGGCAAGACAAAGAUGGCAUAUACUGGGAUCUUGAUGUCCUGGGGGGUCAGCAGUGGUCCUGAAGGCACCAUUCACUUGCCAUACAUGCUGGAGCGGGGAGAGAGAAAAAUCGCAGAGGUUGUUAAAAUCUGCUUACAAAAGAUAUUUGACUGCAAUAUAAAACCAUUGAGUUUUACACAGUCUCAGCUGCUAAUGUUUGGCUUCAGUUUUGUGGAGUGCGCAUCAGCAAGGGGCACUGACCCUUUUGUCCUGUCCUACACCACUCCAGGAGCAGUUGACAUCAAGGACAAACUGGAUCUUCGGUUUGAAGUUGGCGACGUACACUACAUGUGGAAUGCAUUAAAAGAUGAGGUGGAGAAUGUGUCAGAGCUCAUAAGCCAAGUAUAUCAGAUUCUACAAAAACAAAUAAUGUAUACGAUACAGUAUGACAUAUCUUUCUUGGACAUCUUCAAAAUCACACUGCUAAAAGCGGAGGUCAAAAGCAACGGUAUUGUUAAAAUGAAAUCACCUGAAGUGGUGAAUUCUGUUUUUAGUGUGUUGAAUGAGAUCAUUUGCAAUGAGACUCCGUUAGAGAGCUGAUUUCAUGUGUGGCAUUCCAUCACUAAAGGGUCCUAAUGAUUCUUGCAAUACAUUUAUGUUUGAAUUUCAGACGGAGGACCCUGCUGUAAUGGAAAAACAUAUAUGAUGUGUUGAUCAUGUUGGUUAGUUAUGUAUGUGAUUGCUCUCAACCGAAAAUGUAAGCUAAAAGUCAUAAGUCUUAAUUUUUGUAUUUUUGUGGUUGUACUUUGUCAGUAGAGUUGACAUGUGCAUAGAUUUCCUGUGUGAAUGUUUUUGUCCAUACAAUUAAUUAUUAAACAUACAUACAUACAAUCACGCCUGUAUCCCAUGAAGGGGUAGGCAGAGCACAUGAAACUACUCAAGUUUCAGGGCCACUCUUGGCAUAUAAGGGGUUGAAAGAAAACGA